Messenger RNA from Esox lucius (northern pike), 3124 nucleotides. RefSeq names its product forkhead box G1d (gene foxg1d). NCBI's taxonomy places the organism in Eukaryota, Metazoa, Chordata, Actinopteri, Esociformes, Esocidae. The coding region runs from base 138 to 1196 and encodes 352 amino acids. Gene Ontology annotation, cellular component: nucleus. Gene Ontology annotation, molecular function: DNA-binding transcription factor activity; sequence-specific double-stranded DNA binding. Gene Ontology annotation, biological process: regulation of transcription by RNA polymerase II. The record is from RefSeq and is a predicted model, not a curated record. The transcript has a single exon.
UAAUUACUAAUUUCUCCAUCCCAGCCACCGCUCCUCUCUAUCCAACAAGUCCCUUCAUGCAUGCAAUGUCCUGAUCCGAUCUUGUCUGACCUUUUCGUUUUAAAACACAAAAUCCGACAUUUUUGUCAGAGUCCGGCAUGGGAGAUCAGAAAGAGCCGCCGAUGGUGCACCGAUCUACUUCAUUUAGUAUCAAGAGUCUGCUGCUUCCCUCAAAAUGUGACAAACAGGACUCGUUGAUCCCAGAAAAUAGUACUGCUUCUUCGGGGUCUGAUUCAGAGAAAUCCCUGGAUCCUGAUAUGGAAUCUGCACAUUUGGACCCGGAGAAACCGAAGGAGGAGGACGAGAGUACGGAACGGUCGACAGAGCCAAGCAAAAACGGAAAAUAUGAUAAACCGCCAUUUAGCUACAACGCCUUGAUUAUGAUGGCUAUCAGACAGAGUCCUGAAAAGAGACUGACUCUGAACGGUAUUUAUGAGUUUAUUAUGAAGAACUUUCCGUAUUAUCGGGAGCACAAACAAGGCUGGCAAAACUCUAUCCGACACAACCUGAGUCUCAAUAAAUGUUUUGUGAAAGUGCCAAGGCAUUACGACGACCCCGGCAAAGGGAACUACUGGAUGUUGGAUCCUUCGAGUGAUGAUGUAUUUAUUGGUGGAACUACAGGAAAACUUCGGAGACGCUCUGCCACCUCCAGAGGCAAGCUGGCGAUGAAACGAGGACUGCGCUUUGCGCCUCUGGGUUUGGGAAUUAAUGACAGGGCGAACAACCCGCUAUAUUGGCAAAUCUCACCGUUUUUAUCAUUGCACCACCCGCAUUACAAUGGAUCAUCCGCAGGAUUUCUGAACCAAGGGCACGCGUAUGGGUCCCUACUGCCCGGGGUGGACCAGUUGAGUAAUGGGGACCUUACGCGCCAUCUAGGUGGAUCUGUCGGUGCUUUAGGCUUGUCAAGCAGUUACGGUGUAAGCUCGUCUGGGCUAUUAUCGGGACAGAGUGGCUACUUCGUCUCAGGGAGCCAGCACCCGCCGCCGCAUCUCCAGCAGAGCGCGCAGGGUUACGGUGUGCCCACGAGCUCACCACAGACGCUCCUCUCAGACUCACUCAGAACGUCCCUACCGUCUUUUUCACCCGGAGUUUCUAGCGGGUUUUCAGGAGUGUUGUCCCAUCAAAAGAGGGUCACACCGAAUGCUUUCUUAAACUGAUUUUACAAUUACAACAUUGGAAUGAUACAAAAUCACCCUAUAAAUGUCAAUUAUAGGGGUAAACAAAAGGUUAGGCUAUCACAAAUUAGGUCAGAAACCAUAAUUCCUCAAAGCAUAUAUGGCCAUAUUGUAUCCUGAAGUGCAACGAUUUAUUAUUUGCAUUUUAAGGGACAAACUUUGUUACCUGUGGGUUGUAAAAUGUAAUUAUACUUGCCAAAGGUAACUAUAUUUCUGGCUAGCCUAUUUAUAUCUUAUAUUUGUAUUCUUUGAAUCGUUUAUUUAUGUUUUGUAUUUAUUGUACAAUGUAUUUAAAUUUUAUUGUCAGUGUAUUCAUCAGUAUUGAGGAAAAACAUACAGCAUUAUUAAUUAUUUAUAUAAUAAUUCAUUUUGAAAUCGUUUUGGGGGAAAACGCCUUAAACAAAUCAGGGUUAAGACACACGGGAGAAAACAAAAGCCUACAAUUAAUAUUCUCAGGUUCUCCGUCCAUAUACUCCAAUGUAGGCUGUAUCUGAAUAAUGUAUGCAACACAUUUUAGAUAGAGGUAUAGUUUUGUGUGUACUCUUGAGUUAAUUAUAGCAUAAUUUGUCCUCUGUUUUGUUGAUGGGACCGUAUAGAGAGCAUGUAGAUAACUUAUUGGACACAACCGAGCAUGACAUUUAGGCCUCCUUAUAGCGGUGACUGACCCUCGCAGGGGUCACCAACCAGUUUUUCAAACUAAUUAAAAAAACAAGACUGUAAAAUCACCAGGAAUUCAGACAAAAAUGAGUUUAUUAAAGAAAUUGGCUUCCAAGUAGUCUAUGACCACCACAAAUAGAAUAAGAGACUGUGAUGUCUCAAAAAAAUCAAGGUAUGAAAAUACUGCUAUUUUCCAAUACGUUGUAUUUUUGGCAUAGUUGUGGUCAAUUACAUUUGUACAAUUACAAUUGCAUUGUACAAAUAUUUUUCAUAAUUAUUAUAUGUUGGAUAACGUAGGGCAACUGUUUUAUUAUGUUCCCCAGGCCGUUCGCUCCAAUCUGCCUGAGGCUUAAUCAAGUUGCCUAACCACGCUGCAGGCCCAAAACGUCGGUUUCCAUCUUUUAUAUAAAGCACUUAAGGUUUCAGUUUCUCGUUCAAAUCAAUUCCUGUUGUUUUGGUCCUUGCCAUUUUUGGUUAAAGGCUACUUUUCCAGGCCUCCAAAUUAUACAUUUAAUUGUCUUAUCCUUUCGUCUUAACAUCGAACACACAUUUGGCGAACUGACGUAUAUCCAGGCCAUAUAAAUCAGUUCCCAACUUUUUGUUUCACGUUUACCCCAUAUAUGACAAUGUCUGCUGACAUGUUGCUAUGGCUCAUAUGCCACAUUCAUCUUGUAAACUAGGACUAUUCUCAGCAGUAAGUGGCGAUGGGAUUUCAGCGAUAGAGCUAAUUCUACCUCACAUUCUGAGAAGAAAAUAGUGUGGGCACCAUUACUAUUUUUAGUUACAAUUCCACUACUUGUGCUCCGCGGCAAAAGACACCGAUCAGGCCACAAACGAGUGGAAUACUAGCAAAAAAUACUAUAGGCCUACACAGCUCGUUUUAUAUUAUGCAUACAGUAACCUACACCCAUUCAAAAUGAUAAUUGUGCAGUUUGGCAAUGAUGAUCCAAAUAAACAACAUUCUAAGUUGUUACUGUAAUAACCAGUUAAGCUUUUAUUAUCCAAUAGGCCUAUUUACAGCAAAAUAUUAGCCUAUAAAGAGAACAAUGGUCUUCAACAGGCAAAAAACAACAAUAACAUAACACACACAUUGGUCUAACAUUUCACAACAUAACAUUUUAGAUUUUUUUGUAAAUGUUCUUUCAACGUUUUGCACUUUUUGUUGUUAGAAUACCCAUUGUAUGAGUAUUGUCUGUUUUUGUUGCUGUAUGUUACAAUAAAACAAAUAAACUUCAUUAAAGUAUAAGACAUUA